Messenger RNA from Thermochaetoides thermophila DSM 1495, 1365 nucleotides. RefSeq lists its product as uncharacterized. Gene Ontology annotation, biological process: siderophore biosynthetic process. The transcript is spliced from 2 exons. The coding region runs from base 1 to 1365 and encodes 454 amino acids. Lineage: Eukaryota; Fungi; Ascomycota; Sordariomycetes; Sordariales; Chaetomiaceae. The record is from RefSeq and is a predicted model, not a curated record.
AUGACCCGCCGUCAACAAAUCUUCGCCUCCCUGACGACCUCCUCCUCCGUCCUCCUUAAGCUUCCUCACCCGUAUCUCACCCCCUACAUCGUCACCAAAUCCCCCUCCUGCGAAGACUCCUUCCAAUUGACUCCCCAGCCAUCGCCUGCUGAUGCCAAACCCCUCCCGACGCCACUACACAACCCUUCCCUCUCCUUCACCGAACCCGUCGACCUCAAGCUGGGCGAUCGUCCCAAGGACAGCAACAACACUGCCUGGGCGCGCGCCCGUCGUUCCCCCGCGGUAACGGUCCGAUGGGCAGACGAUGAGCCGACGAUCGGCCAGCUCUGGCUUGUUACAUAUGCCGUGUUCACGGUCCGGGGUAGAGAGGAGGCGUUCCGGCUGCGUGUUGAGGGAAAGGGCGCCGAGAAUGUCAAGAGGAGGUUGAAGGUCGUAGGGUUGGGGGUUGAUCAUCCCAAGGAAGCUCCUUCUACGACUGCUGCUGCCGCCAACAGCGAAGAAGACGACGAAAUCCUCAUCCUGCGCAGCUCCUUCUGGCAAGGCGCCGGCUCUCCAUUCGGGCCUCGUCCCGCUUGGACACCCGAGACUCAAGACCCAGAUCUUUCGAACUACCCUUUGCCUCCUCCCGCCUAUACUCUCAGCUACCGUACCUCCUCGGGCGGCGCGGCCCCCGAUCUGAGCUCAACCACCCCCCGCACGCCCUCCUGGCACCCGCAUCGCAGGGCGAAGCCUGCGCCGGGCAGCGUCAUCUACAGCCGGUGGAUCCCACAUCUCGGUGAGACCUUCAGCAUGGUGGCGCUGGAUGUGGAGAAUGAGAAGCAUGUGGCGCUGUUUCACAACUGGCAGAACGAUCCGCGCGUGUCGCAGGGGUGGGAUCUGCGGGGCACGCUGGACCAGCAUAGAGAGUAUCUGAGGAAGGUGAGGGAUGAUCCGCAUCGGUUAGCGGUGAUCGGGAGGUUCGAGGGGGUCGAGUUUGCUUAUUUUGAGGUUUAUUGGGCUAAGGAAGACCCCAUCUCCGCCUACUACCCUGCCGACGACUACGACCGCGGCCGCCACAGCCUCGUCGGCGACGUGCGUUACCGCGGCCCGCACCGCGUAUCGGCCUGGUGGUCCUCCCUCAUGCACUAUCUGUUCCUGGACGAGCCGCGCACGCGCUGGGUGGUGGGCGAGCCGAAGCAUACUAACAGCAGCGUGCUGGUGUAUGAUUUGAGCCAUGGGUUCAGUCUGGAGAAGCUGAUUGACCUGCCGCAGAAACGGAGCGCGCUGAUGAGGUGUAGUAGAGAGAGGUUCUUCCAGAUGUGUCCAUUGGAUGAGAACGAGAAGGUUGUGUUGGGGACGGGGGUGGGGUUGGUGCCGAAGUUGUAG